UGAACAGUGUGUUUACACAGCGGGACUCUGCAGUCUAAAGUUCAGAUCCUCAGCACAUGCUGGUCAGAUUCACUCCUUCGCAGCAAUCCGAGGUAUUCCGUCUAAGUAAACGAUGCACUGGACAGAAAUGAAGAAAGACGAGCUCGAGAAGCAGUACUCACCCAGCAGGUGGUCUCACAGGAUGGCGGCGGACGACGUGAUCAAGGCCCACGUCAAGGCUCUGAAGGAAGGUACAGAGCGAGCCCGCAGUCUGGCUCAAACUCUAAUCAAUGUUCCGUACGGAGAGGGAGACGGAGAGAAACUGGACGUGUACAUCCCCAAGACCGCCUCUUUGGACGUCAACCUUGUUAUUUACAUCCACGGAGGCUACUGGCAGUUCCUCAGCAAAGAGGAGUCUGGAUUCAUGGCUGUCCCACUCGUUGAUAAGGACGUGGUUGUGGUUGCCGUUGGCUACGACAUUGCCCCCAAAGGUAACAUGGAUCUGAUGGUGUCUCAGGUUCGCAGGAGCGUUGUUUCUGUCAUUCAGCAGUACUGUCACAUCAGUGGUCUGUACCUGUGUGGCCACUCUGCAGGGGCCCACCUGGCCGCUAUGGUGCUCUCCACCGACUGGUCCCAGUACGGCGCCACACCAAACAUCAAAGGGGCUUUCCUUGUGAGCGGCAUAUACGACCUGCUGCCCAUCCUGUCCACGUACGUCAACGAGCCUCUGAAGAUGACCGAGGAGGUGGCGGAGAGAAACAGCCCUAGCCAGCUGGUCCCUCAGCUCAAACAAUCCUCGUCGGGCUGUCAGAUCGUCGUGGCCGUCGCCCAGAACGACUCGCCGGAGUUUCGCAAGCAGUCAGAGGAAUACUACAAAGCUCUGGAAGCAGCAGGACUGACUGUGAGCAUGGAGGAUGUGGCGAACACAGACCAUUUUAGUAUCAUUGAGCAGCUGGUAGAUGGAGACUAUCACCUGACCAAGCUCCUCCUGAAGAUGAUGGGGAAGAGCUGAAGUGUUCAACAAACCUCUGAUCAGUCCCAGUUCACCCACAAUGAGAAAAUAAGCAUUUCUCUGUGGUUAAUGUUCUUCUUUUUGGUCAUUUUGAGAUAAAUCCAGGUGACGUCAGUUGUUCCGAUGGUUUAGUUUACAUUAUUUGCAAAUGUUCGUCGUCAAGAAGUCCUGACUGAGCUUUGGAUGUGUGGAACACCUUCGCUUCACUGCAGUGCGUCGUGGCAGAAUUCACCUCUCAGGCUCGGCCGCUAACAGAUUGCUGCACUGCUGUGAAGGUUGAUGUUGUGAUGAAGCAUGAUACCACUGCACAUUAAAUAUUUUUGAGUGGACUGUUACUCCGCUCAAAAAUAAGUCUGAUUGGGCUGGGUAAGUCUGACUGAUUACUGCUGGUUUUCUUUUUCUUUGACAAUCUUCAGUAAAACAGUAAUUGCGUAUCAUUCAACAUGAAGGUAGCGUUUUCCCUGAACCUCCAGCUCUGCACCGAGGUCUGACCCGGGAGAAUUCUGACGUAACACAUGAUGAUGGUCUAUAGCUGUUCCUGAGCCCGAUAUGCAUUUGCAGAAUUUUGAUUUCCAGACACGAGGUUUGGUUCAAAUUAAACCGUAACAGUGACACUUUGAUUUGCACUGCAUUAUUGUAGCACCGCACAUUGUUUUAACAAUAUUUACGUCAUGUUCUGUUUUCAUCAUCAUCGUAGAAUACAAUAAAUAUUUAUAUUUAAGAUAA
Molecule: messenger RNA, 1717 nt
Organism: Poeciliopsis prolifica (blackstripe livebearer)
Lineage: Eukaryota; Metazoa; Chordata; Actinopteri; Cyprinodontiformes; Poeciliidae
Gene: afmid
Product: arylformamidase
Exons: 11
Coding region: 113-991 (292 amino acids)
Cellular component (GO): cytoplasm
Molecular function (GO): arylformamidase activity
Source: RefSeq, a predicted model, not a curated record